This is a messenger RNA of Protopolystoma xenopodis, 345 nucleotides long. Lineage: Eukaryota; Metazoa; Platyhelminthes; Monogenea; Polystomatidea; Polystomatidae. The record is from the annotation of a GenBank genome assembly.
AUGUAUCUCUAUGGUCUGGGUGUUACUUCCGACUGGUGCUCAGCUUUAUUAUGCCUUUCUGAUGCUUCUAGACGUGGCAGCAUUCAAGCACAAGGCAACUUGGUCUAUCUUUUCUACAAGCGCAAGCUUUACACACAGGCCGCUAAUUUGGCCAGCAAACUGGUCAAUUACACAGAAUCAGAAAUGGAAACCUGCUGUUACCAGAGUGAUAGUCUACAUAAAUUCGCCAAACGUGGUGUUGCAACAGCUGCUUUUAUUCUUGGUUGUUGCUUAGACCGCGGUGUCGGCAUCCGUAAAGACAGACAACAGGCUGAGAAGAUGUAUCAACUUGUGAGUCUUAUUUAA